This is a messenger RNA of Rhinichthys klamathensis goyatoka, 1025 nucleotides long. RefSeq names its product cyclin D3 (gene ccnd3). Gene Ontology annotation, molecular function: cyclin-dependent protein serine/threonine kinase regulator activity. Gene Ontology annotation, cellular component: cytoplasm; cyclin-dependent protein kinase holoenzyme complex; nucleus. The transcript is spliced from 5 exons. Lineage: Eukaryota; Metazoa; Chordata; Actinopteri; Cypriniformes; Leuciscidae. The record is from RefSeq and is a predicted model, not a curated record. Gene Ontology annotation, biological process: positive regulation of G1/S transition of mitotic cell cycle; mitotic cell cycle phase transition; regulation of cyclin-dependent protein serine/threonine kinase activity. The coding region runs from base 1 to 837 and encodes 278 amino acids.
AUGGAGUUAUUCUGUCACGAACAUGUCAAACUGGACUCGAGCUCUCAGAUAAAGUCCAGACCGGUUCGGGCGUUCAGAGACGCGGUUCUGAUCCAAGACAAACGGGUCUGUCAGAACCUGCUGAGCUCGGAGAGACCGAACAUCGUUAAACCCGGCACCGAACAGACCGACGUGCAGCCCUACAUGCGGAGAAUACUGACCGGGUGGAUGCUUCAGGUGUGUGAGGAUCAGAAGUGUGAGGAGGAGGUGUUUCCUCUGGCCGUUCACUACCUGGACAGGUACAUGUCCCAGAAUGCCCUGCGUAAAUGCCACCUGCAGCUUCUGGGAACCGUCUGCAUGUUCCUGGCCUCCAAACUCCGGGAAUCGGUUCCUCUGAGCGCCGCCAAGCUGUGCGUGUACACGGACCACGCCGUCACCGUCCCAGAGAUCCUGCAGUGGGAGGUGCUGCUGGUGUCGCGGCUCCGCUGGGAUCUGGCCUCAGUGCUGCCCUCUGACUUCCUGGAGCUGUUACUGCAGGUGCUGCCGCUCGAAGUGCAGAACCACCCGGCCCUGAGGAGACACACACACUCCUACAUCGCCCUGAGCGCCACAGAGCUGAAGUUCUCGGUCUUCGCUCCGUCACUGGUGGCCUGUUCGUGUGUGACGGCGGCUGUUGUUCGACUGAAUCUCCUGAAAGACUCGCUCAGCGCCGACGACCUCCUGAAACUCCUGAGGAACGCCCUGGACCUGGACAUGGCUUCUCUGCUUCAGUGCUUCUCGUCUCUGGAGGAAACCAUCGGGCUGACGCUUCCGUCUACACCUGCGGUCCGGGACGCCCCACCGGCUGAUCAACUCUAGCUUCUUCCCAGUGUUCCCAGUUCCACUGCACUGCUUGACCACGUUCACGUUCGUCUUUACCUAGCAGAUGUUCUGCUGUCAAACACACACGCUGCUGAUUUUAGUCAAUGAUUAAUUCUACGAUUGACAUGUAACUUUUCUCCAUUUUAAACUUGAAAUAUGUGAAAAUAAAAUAUGAGGAUGGUGAA